ACCAUAGCCAGUCCUCCUCUGGGUCUCGAUUAUUGCAUCCUACCACAAACCCUAUCCUUCUGCCCCGGAGAGUCUCUUCAAGUAUCUAGAAAAGCAUCUCGAUCGCAAUAGACACUCGAGGACCAAGGAACCCAAAAGACCAGGCUGGAGAAGCCCCCACAGUAUCCAUGAACGUCGUCCACUCAACCCACCAGUUCGCAGACGCGGCCACCGCCCAAAUCCAAGGCCUGAGAAGUGAUCAUUGUCAGCUCAUCAUUAGACAAGGGCCUGAGAAUGCCAGAGUCGCCGUUGGCAAAGAGAAAGAUCGUAAACCUGUAGAUCCACCGCCAAUCAUCCAGCUCAAAAUCAGCCAGCAGUCGGACCCAAGUCAAAACUAUUUGCAAAGUCCUUACUUUUUCAUGUCAUGUAGUCUCGUAGGCGAAGACGAAGGAAUACCGCAAGGACCUCUCGGCGCUGCAUUGGCUGGUACUUUGGUUUCGUCUCUCCACCGCCUCAAGGACUCUGACAACCUCGAUGGAGCCUUCUUCGUCUUUGGGGACCUCUCGGUCAAGCUCGAAGGAACAUUCCGACUGCAAUUCAACCUCUACGAAAUGCGCCAAAAUGAGUGCUAUCACAUCAAAGCCAUCCUAUCGAAUUCUUUUCCGGUUCACUCGACGAAAAACUUCCAAGGAAUGUCUGAAUCCACUUUUCUGACCCGGUCGUUCAGUGAUCAGGGUGUUCGGCUUCGAUUACGAAAGGAGCCGAGGACUUUGCUCAGAAAACGCGGACCUGCUCACGAUGACUACCAGCCAAGACAUUACCGUACCUCCAAUCGACACUCGAGCCAAGGAGUAGAACGGCAAGUGACGAGCCCAGAGUCCCAAGAUGCUGUUCGUCAGGGUCAAAAUGAGCAGGGAGAUUUUGUCGAAUCGCCACAGGGGCUUUCCGGCUACGAUCAGCGCCCUCCAAUGGGUCGCCGUUUCUCGCAGCAGUCUACUUCUUCAUACCAGGGGAUGUCUUACGAUGAGUCUAACAAACGGCCCCGGACUGGAUCCGGACAUGGCCAAACGCCAACAUUCAAUCAACAGCAGCCUCUAGACAGCCCGCAAUAUAGGGGUGUGUAUCCAGAUCCCCAGCAAUCUCCCUUCAGUUCUUUCUCGCCGCAAGGAGGGCAAGCAGGUAACUUUUCGUACGCCUAUUCCUCGCCCCCCCAUUCUUCGGCACUCGCUGCUCGAGAUCAAUACUUUUCUCGGAGGGUUAGAACACACACUGGCACUACCUCACCAUACGAUCAGCCUCAGAGAUCGCCGCAAUACCAGACCUUUCCACCUCAGCCACAAGCUAUUCAUUAUCAGCCAUCACCACGGCAACAAUACGACGGUGCGAUGAUGGCGCCUUCUCCCCCACCGCCACGCCUUGACAUUGCCUUGGGUUCUUUGGAGAAUCUUGGACUCAGGGGCCCGAUUUCCCCUAUCGGAGCACCUCCAGCACUCGGGAUGGGUCCGCCGAUGUAUGGAAGAAUAGCCACUAAUAUGCCUUAUUUGCCAAGCUCGGGCAGACGCGAUUCCUACCCAGCGGGGUUUCAGAGUCCGAAUCCGAACGUAAAUCUUUCAGCUGGUAGCAUGGCAGGAAUACCAGGAAUGUACGUGACAAGGUCACCAGCUGUUACCACAAGCGGAUCGGGAGGACUGGAGGGUCGCUACUAGAUAACUGCCAGUCAUCGUGUAGAUGUGACAUAUUCAUUAUGGUUCGAAUCCAAACAUGGGCGUGGCUAGGGUUUAGGGCAAGCACCGGCGUUGAUCAAAAAGGAUUCACAGCAUUGGCGGACUUCCUACUAAGCU
This is a messenger RNA of Hyaloscypha bicolor E, 1820 nucleotides long. RefSeq lists its product as uncharacterized. Bases 168 to 1685 code for a protein of 505 amino acids. The transcript is spliced from 4 exons. The record is from RefSeq and is a predicted model, not a curated record. NCBI's taxonomy places the organism in Eukaryota, Fungi, Ascomycota, Leotiomycetes, Helotiales, Hyaloscyphaceae.